Molecule: messenger RNA, 420 nt
Organism: Neltuma alba
Lineage: Eukaryota; Viridiplantae; Streptophyta; Magnoliopsida; Fabales; Fabaceae
Exons: 2
Coding region: 25-291 (88 amino acids)
Source: RefSeq, a predicted model, not a curated record
UGUACUUUCGAAAAGAAUAGAAACAUGAGUUCAGCGAGCAGAGCUUGGAUCGCGGCAACAAGCGUUGGAGUUGUGGAGGCCUUGAAGGACCAAGGGGUUUGCAGAUGGAACUACGCUUUAAGGUCAGUUCAACAGCAUCUGAAGAAUCAGGCUAGGUCCAUCUCUCAGGCGAAGAAGCUGUCUUCUCCUUCUUCUGCCAUGGUUUCCAAAAGACUCAAGGACAAUAAGGCAAAACAAUCAGAAGAGUCUCUUAGGACGGUCAUGUAUUUGAGUUGCUGGGGUCCUAAUUAGAACCCAACAGCAUCAUCCUUUUUUUCCCCUCUCGUAGAACGAAAAAUUGUUUGUCCUUUGUGAAAGCUGUAAGCCUGUAACUAUGUAAAUUUUUGAUAAAUGAUAGAUGCAGUGAGAAACACUAGCAAA